AAGAGGCUUCCUCUGAUCUGACUUUGUCCCCACAUGGGGUUUUUGAAAUGCUCAGAGGAAAUCUGAUUGGUUCUUACAAAUGCUGUGUAAAAGUUCUUUUGUUAAUAAAAAUGGCCUGGGCCAGGGGGUGGCAAGCGCACUUUCUCCCAGAGGUCUUGCUGGUCUAUUGUAUUAAUCAGGGUCCAGUCCUUCCUUUACCUUCAGAACGCAACACUUCCUUUCUCCCACAACUCACAGCCACCACUGACUUCUCCCCACAGCCUCCAGUUGUGGAACACCUAUCUACACCCCCAAUGCCAGGGUAGUGAAUGGUGAAGAUGCCAUCCCUUACAGCUGGCCUUGGCAGCAAAUCUCGGACAUAUCAAGUUGUGGUAGGUGAAUAUGACAUGGAUGCAGAAGAAGGAAGUGAGCAGCGCAUUCCUGUGAACUCCAAUGACAUCUUUGUGCACCCCAAAUGGAUCUCCAUUUGUGCCGCCUGUGGCAACGACAUCGCCCUGAUGAAGCUGUCCCGCGCCGCGGAGCUGAGCAACACAGUGCAGUUGGGGUGCCUCCCCCCCGCAGGGGAAGUGUUGCCUAAUGAUUACCCCUGUUACAUCAGCGGCUGGGGACGGCUGUACACGAACGGCCCCCUUCCAUCCAAACUCCAGCAGGCCAUUCUUCCAGUGGUGGACAACCAACACUGCAACCAGAAGGACUGGUGGGGAGGCGUCAUCCGGCAAAACAUGAUCUGCGCAGGAGGGGACAUCCGUGCCGGCUGCAACGGCGACUCUGGCGGCCCCCUGAACUGCAAGGCUGCUGACGGGAGAUGGGAGGUCCAUGGCAUCGCCAGCUUUGUCUCCGCCUUGGGGUGCAACGCCUUGAAGAAACCCACCGUCUUCACCCGCGUCUCCGAUUUCGAGACCUGGAUUCAGGAAACCAUCACUAACCAUUCAUGAUGACCUGACCUGCCUUUUGCGGGACCCCUCUUAGUCCCAGAAUAAAAAGCAGCUGAGAUAUAUCUCA
Messenger RNA from Podarcis muralis (Common wall lizard), 1002 nucleotides. The record is from RefSeq and is a predicted model, not a curated record. Lineage: Eukaryota; Metazoa; Chordata; Lepidosauria; Squamata; Lacertidae.